CAUAUGCGCAUGCUUGCACACUCCAAAAGUUACGACUUUCUCACAAGAAGUAUGUGUUUGCAAUGUUAAAAUUGGUGCUCUAGCGCGAGCCGGCAAGAUUGAAGCUGCCCGCCAACUGUUCGAUAAAAUGCCAACGAAGGACGUUUGUCACAUGGAUGCUAUCGACACUGCCUACUGGCAAAACGGGUUUAUCCAAGAAUACAAGAGACCCUUUUUGAAUUGAUGCCCGUGAAGAAUGUCGUGUCAUGGAAUUCCAUGAUUACUGGAUGUGUAGAGAAUGGAUGGUCGAUGAGGCAUUCGUCUUCUUCCGGGUAAUGCCUAAGAGAAAUAUUGCCUCUUGGAAUGAUAUCUGGUUUUGUCAGAUAUGAGAGGCUAUUCGCCUUUUUUAAGAGAUGCCUGGGAGGAAUGUGAUUUCUUUUACGGCUAUGAUUGAUGGAUAUACGAAGAUAGGGGAGGUUGAGAGGGCUAGGCAGUUCUUUGAUUGCGUGCUACGAUGUUUCACGGCUUGGGAUGAUCAGCGGGUACGAGGAGAAUGGGAGGUUUGACGAGGCAAUUGUAUGAGCAGAUUCCAGAUAAGAAUGUGGUUGCCGUGAUCACAGGGUGUGCUGCAAAGAGGGGAGGAUCAAUGAUGCUAGAGCUUUGUUUGAAGGAAUUCAGUGUAAUGACUAUGUUUCAUGGGGUGCAAUGGUAACAGGUCAUGCGCAAAAUGGUUUUUGGAAGGAAGCACUGAAAUUAUAUCGUCAAAAAUGAUUCAGAUGGGUAUGCAACUGGAUCACUCAACUGUUGUAUCAGUUUUUCACUACAUGUUUCAGACUUCCUUCGCUUAAAGAAGGAAGGCAAAUUCCUUUGCUUUUUAUAAAAAUGGGUUUGAAUCAAAUGUGUCUAUAUGCAAUGCUUUGGUUACAAUGUACAGAGGUGUGGAAGUAUCAUGGAUUCUGAGUCAGUUUUUAGGCAUAUCGACAAACCAAACCUUGUUUCUUGGAAUACAAUUGCUGCUUUUGCACAGAAUGGCAUUUAUGAGAAAGCUCUUGAUUUCUUCAACCAGAUGAGAAUUGAUGGUAUUGAGCCUGAUGGUACAACUUUUAUGACUUUACUAGUUUUUCUGAAGUUCAUGUAGAUUUAAUGAAAAUUUGAACGGAUGGAAAGCAAUCAUUUAGAAGGAAAGAGAAUAGCAGGAGGUCAUUCAGCUCGGCUAUUUGGUUUCAUUCUCCUCUAAGUGAAGUGUUUGGCAAAGAAUUUUCGAUACAAUUUUGAGGAUUAUGGUCCAGGUGUAUUCACUAGGCCAACUUGGGAACUCAGUCGAAGAUUUAUGAUCAACAAAGACAGUCUUGGAAGACCAGGUCGUUAGAUUGGUUCCUUCAACAAUCCAAAAACCGCCAAGUCACAAGGAGACAAAGACCAAACCCUUGCCUCUCUCCCAAACCCACAUUUGCCAUUACAUUAAAAGAUUCUCAGAUUCAGACAGACUCGAGCUGUAUGUUGUCAUUGGUGGAACACCCAAGAGUUUCGGAUGUCCGUACCAUUGCUUAUUACCAGUCUUUCUCUCCCUCAAACUUCUCAAAGAUAGAGAGAAAACUUCUCAAAGAUUCAUGCUAUCUUGGGUCUGUUGGACUGGGGUUUACCAAAUAUAGAAGAUUCAAAAGGACAAAAGAGCAGUCAUGCCUAAUUCAACAAUCUUACCUUCUAAACCAAGAUCUGGGUCUCUGAAGUUAUCGCCAAAGAAGAAUCCACCAUUGUUUGUAGCCAAGACAAUCCCUGCACCUAUCUGUUGCAAAAGGAACAAUCUUAUAUCAGAAAUCCAUCCGAAUUCACGCAACUCUCCCCGUCAAAAGCCCUCAAGGAUUACAAAUCUAUCCGAGAAUCCGAUUGCAAGAGCUUCGGAGAUGCAGCAGCAUAUGGGGCAGAUUGAUGAGGAGCUGAUGAAAAUGAAGGAGAGACUAGGUGGAGCAGAGGAAGAAAGAGAUCGAGCACUUGACCAACUUGCAGAGAUAAAGAAGGAGGUUGCAGAGGCCAAUUCUCUUAAGGAAUCGUUAUCAAAGGCCGCUCACGAAUUGAAGGAGAAAGAGAAGGAUAUUGAGUCAUUGAAGCUUGAACUUAAAAAGGCAAAACAGUUGGAUCUUCAAUUGUCUGAGAAAGAUGCAUUAUUGGAGAAGUUGAAAGAGGAAUUGAGUAAUUUUAAAGCCUCCAAGGCUUGCCAAUCUGAUUCAUCGCAUGGGAGCGAUAAACGUAUUCAAGAACUUGAGGCAGAUGUUGACAAAUUGAAGAGCUCUGAAACAAAAUUGUUAGAUUCAUUUGCUGCCCAGACAAAACAGCUGGAGCAGAAUAAGAUUUCCCUUGAAGAAUCAAAGCUAGAGAUUGCUUUGCUCCAAGAGAAGGCGGAAAAAUCAGAGGGUUCAUCAGGGCAGAAGUCCAAUGAUCUUCAUCCUUCAAUGGAGGAUCUUCAACCUUCAAUGAAGGAAGCAUUAGAGAGUUUCAAGUCCGAGCUUCAAUCGACAAAACAGAUUUUGGCUCAAGCCAAAGAGGGCGAGAAAGUCGCGUUGUCGAAAGCUAUGAGCUUACUAAAGGAGAUGGACAUGCUUAAACACGAAUUGAAGAUGGCGACUGAAGCUGAGGAGAACAGCAAGAAGGCAAUGGAUGACUUAGCUAUGGCAUUGAAGGAAGUCGCAACCGAAGCCAAGCAGGUAAAUGAGCAACUCACCUCAACCCAAGAAGAGCUAGAGAGUAUAAAAAGAGAGGCUGAGAAUCUGAAAUCAAAAUUAAAGAGCGCUGAAGAUGAAUACAAGACCCGCUUAGAUGAAGUAAGGAAAGAUGCUGAUCGAUUUAGAAACACGUCUGAGAGGCUAAGACUUGAAGCCGAGGAGACUCUUCUGACAUGGAAUGAGAAAGAAACUGGCUUUGUUAAUUGCAUAAAGAGAGUUGAAGAGGAAAAAGCUUCUUUAAUAGAAGAGAACAACACGCUCCUUCAAGCGCUUACUGGGGCAGAAAACCAGACCCGGAAAGCAAAGGACGAGAACAACAAGCUGCGAGACAUACUUAAGCAGGCCUUGAAUGAGUCUAAUGUGGCAAAAGAAGCUGCAGCUAUUGCAAGGGCAGAGAACUCUCAACUUAAAGAUGUCUUAGCUGAAAAAGAUGAUGCCUUGGAUUAUAUUACUAGAGAGAAUGAAAAUCUCAGAAUCAAUGAAGCUUCUGCGCUUGAAAACAUCAAAGAUUUGAAGCGCUUGCUCGCUGAAUCAUCAUCGCCGAAAGCCUCAAAACCUGAUGAGAAAGAUAAAGAGCAAGGAAGUAGAGGAAAGCAACACAACUCCACGGAUAAGGAACAGAAAGACAAUAAGGAACACAAGGACAAUAAGGAUCAAAAGGACUACAAGGAACAGAAAGAUGGCAAGAAUAAGAUAGGGAAAACGUUUAGUUUCAAUCUGAAGGAUCUAAAAAUACCAAACAAGCACAAAGAGGAGCCAAAAGAUGAUGAACACCACAAGACUCAGAACAAACAGAAGGUGGAGGAACCGAAAGAUGAAGGUGAUGACGAGGAGACUCAAGAAACCGAUGACAUAAUGAAGGGUUCCAUUUUUGAUGUGGCAGAGACUCCGGUUUUGAAGACUGAGCACCAUCGUAAGAAGUCUUCUUCGACGUUCACAUUCACCGUAGAUGGAGAGACAAUAUCUUCUGAGGAUCUAGAGCAUCUUGAGGCUGCUCCUUGUGAUGAUGAGAACGAUAGAAGCUCAAGAAAGAAGAGGGCAUUGCUACGAAGAUUCGGAGAUAUCCUAAGGAGAAGAAGCUUUCACUGAGAAAAUCUUCAUUCAUUAAAACUUUCUUUCUGGUACAUUUUUUUAACACAAAUUUGAUUGUAUGAUUAGCUCACCUUGUGUACUUAUCAAAUGAAAUCCAUUACAUCUUGAAUUAGUUGCCAUGCUUAGUUUAACAAUGAAUUUUGAUUAUCUAGC
Molecule: messenger RNA, 3944 nt
Organism: Tripterygium wilfordii
Lineage: Eukaryota; Viridiplantae; Streptophyta; Magnoliopsida; Celastrales; Celastraceae
Product: WEB family protein At5g16730, chloroplastic-like
Exons: 5
Coding region: 1659-3788 (709 amino acids)
Source: RefSeq, a predicted model, not a curated record